Cydia amplana is the source of this 1989-nucleotide messenger RNA. It is a transcript of the gene eIF2A, whose product is annotated as eukaryotic translation initiation factor 2A. The transcript has 12 exons. The coding region runs from base 158 to 1873 and encodes 571 amino acids. Gene Ontology annotation, cellular component: cytosolic small ribosomal subunit. NCBI's taxonomy places the organism in Eukaryota, Metazoa, Arthropoda, Insecta, Lepidoptera, Tortricidae. Gene Ontology annotation, biological process: translational initiation. The record is from RefSeq and is a predicted model, not a curated record. Gene Ontology annotation, molecular function: mRNA binding; ribosome binding; protein binding.
UUACUGUCAGUGUCAAUGUCAAAAUCUGCCUGCAUUUCUGCAACGAAAAUGAACUAAUAUAUUAAUUAGGAAUAUGUUACAGUAAGAUAACCUUUAAGUUCGAUUUCGUUACUUAAUUUGGUUAUAUAUUUUACUACUUAAGUAGAAGUAUUUUAGAAUGGGCAUCUUACCUAAUUUUGCAGGCUUAACAAACAAAAACAUUUUCUUAGUGGAAUUUAAAGAACCAUAUGCUGAAACAACUCUCCGCGAUGAAACUACAACAAACAUUCGCAGCCUCAUAUUCAGCCCAAAAGGCGGCUACCUCGCUUACCGCACUGAUAAAAGAGCUGAAAUAGUUAAAUGUUCAGACUGGUCUGUAGCGGGUUCAAUAGAGGGAAAUAUCAAGGACAUGUUGUUUUCUCCUCUGGACAACUAUUUCACGGCUUGGGAAAUGUUUCUCAUGAAUAAAGAUAAUCCUCAAGGCAAGCCAAACUUGCAUGUGUAUAACAUCGCUAAGAAAGCUGUAGUUGCAUCUUUUACACAGAAACUUCAAAGUGGUUGGGAGCCAAAGUGGUCAUCAGAUGAAAAGUUAUUUGCCAUACAAGCUGGUAAUCGAGUACUGAUUUAUGAAGAUGGCAACUUCGAACGCUACAGCCACACUAUUAAUGCCGAGAAGCUAAACUGCUUCAGUGUUGCCCCAAGCGCGGCACCGACUUAUUACUUUUCCAUUUUUACACUGGGCAAAUCGGGGCAACCUUCGGUUUGGAAAGUGCUGCAGUACCCGGAUUUAGAAUUGGAGAAGGCAGUGGUCAGUAGGACCUGUUUCCAGGCAGACAAAGCCACUUUCUACUGGAAUCGCCGCGGCACCAACAUUUUCACCCUCACACAAACUGAUGUGGACAAAACGGGUGGUUCGUACUACGGUAAACAGUCACUGUCAUACGGUGACGUAAAGGGAAAUGCGGGGAACGUGGUCUUUAAUAAGGAGGGUCCGAUCCACGCGCUAGCGUGGAACCCCGGCAACUGGAACGAGUGGCUGGCGGUGUACGGCCACGCGCCGGCCAAGGCCACCCUCUUCAAUGCCAAGUGUGACCCCCUCUUCGAGUUCGGGACGGGAGCCUGGAACACCAUCCAUUAUGCACCCGACGGAAAUCAUGUUCUGCUGGGUGGGUUCGGUAACAUUGGCACGGGUCACGUGGAGGUGUGGGACCCGCGCGGCUACAAGCGGCUCGGCAAGUGCGCGGCGCCCGACACCACCAGCCUGCAGUGGGACCCGCGCGGGGAGACCUUUCUCACCGCCACCACCUACCCGAGGCUCACGCAAGGCAACGGGUACAAGAUCUGGCAUUACACCGGAGUGCUGAUGCACCAGCGAGCAUGCGCCGACAAGGAGAACCUGCUGUCCAUCGGUUGGCAGCCGGGCUCGUACCCGAAGAGCGAGUUGUCCCGCGCGGCGCCGCGCGGCCUCGCGCCGGCCUCGCCCGCGCCCGCCGCCGCCUACAGGCCUCCCGGCGCGCGCAACAAGCCUUCCACCUUCACGCUGCACGAGCAUGAGAAGCCACAUCGCCCCGGGGAGACCGUUAAUGCGGCCCCAUCGAAGCAGGCUCUAAAACAGAAGCAAAAGCGCGAAGCCCGCAAAGCGCGCACCGCCGAAGAGAAGGCCUCGGGCGAAGCGCCGCCGCCGGCCGAGCCAGGCGCGCCCGCGCGGGCCGCUUUCCUCUCUACCGGCGACCCCGAGAAGGAUAAAAAGAUCAAAAAUAUUAAUAAGAAACUGAGUGACAUCGAGAAGCUGAAGCAGCAGAGAGCCGCGGGCAAGCCUCUCGAAAUCAACCAGAAAGCCAAGAUAGAGACUGAGGCAGGCUUGCUCAAGGAGUUGGCCCAACUGCGGUUAUGAUCGCAGCGGACCCACGCCCCGCGAUACCUGCUCCCGUUAGUGUUGACUACUUCUAUUCUCCGUAUGCUUCCAUAUACUAAGUACAACUAAUAUCGUAAUGCCGUAGACGUGUGUUA